CCCAGGCUCCGCCUCUUUUCUUAAGUUGCCUGAUAGUAAGUGGCGGUUUCAGAGCACAUGCAUGUGUCAAGGCUAGCCUGCCCCGCCGCUCCCUGAGCUGUUACCUGCUGAGGAAUUCACCUCGACAUUGCCUGGGGUGUCGUCCACCGGUCACGGAAUCAGAAAAGUUGUGUUCUCUGACACCGAAGAGGAAAUUUCACUUUCUGAGGACAAUUUCAAGACACUGAAGUACAAGGAGGUGGUAUUCCCAGAGAGAUAAAACAUGACUAAAAGCACUGGAGAGGAGCCCAGGAUGGGGCGCCGCAUGGAGAGAUUCCAGCAAGGAGUCCGCAAGCGCACACUUCUGGCCAAGAAGAAAGUACAGAACAUCACAAAAGAGGAUGUUAAAAGUUACCUGUUUCGGAACGCUUUUGUGCUGCUCACUAUCACGGCCGUCGUUGUGGGUACAAUCCUUGGAUUUGCCCUCCGACCAUAUAAAAUGAGCUACCGGGAAGUCAAAUACUUCUCCUUUCCUGGAGAGCUUUUGAUGAGGAUGCUGCAGAUGCUGGUUCUGCCUCUGAUCAUCUCCAGUCUGGUCACAGGAAUGGCGGCCCUAGAUAGUAAGGCAUCAGGGAAGAUGGGAAUGCGAGCCGUAGUCUAUUACAUGACUACUACCGUCAUCGCUGUGGUGAUUGGCAUAAUCAUUGUCAUCAUCAUCCAUCCUGGAAAGGGCACCAAGGAAAACAUGUACCGAGAAGGUAAAGUUGUGCAAGUGACGGCUGCAGAUGCCUUCCUGGAUUUGAUCAGGAACAUGUUCCCUCCCAAUCUGGUGGAAGCCUGCUUUAAACAGUUUAAAACCAGCUAUGAGAAGAGAAGCUUUAAAGUGCCCAUCCAGCCCAACGAGACACUCCUGGGUGCCGUGAUCAACAACGUGUCAGAGGCCAUGGAGGCUCUGACCCGGAUACGGGAGGAGAUGGUACCAGUUCCUGGCUCUGUGAAUGGGGUCAAUGCCUUGGGCCUAGUUGUUUUCUCCAUGUGCUUUGGCUUUGUAAUCGGAAACAUGAAGGAGCAGGGGCAAGCUCUCAGAGAGUUCUUCGACUCUCUGAACGAAGCCAUCAUGAGACUGGUCGCGGUGAUAAUGUGGUAUGCACCUCUGGGCAUCCUCUUCUUGAUCGCAGGGAAAAUUGUUGAGAUGGAAGACAUGGGUGUGAUUGGGGGGCAGCUGGCCAUGUACACGGUGACAGUCAUUGUUGGCCUCCUCAUUCACGCUGUCAUCGUCCUGCCGCUCCUCUACUUCCUGGUAACCCGGAAGAACCCCUGGGUUUUCAUUGGAGGGUUGCUGCAAGCGCUCAUCACAGCCCUGGGGACCUCCUCAAGCUCGGCCACCCUGCCCAUCACCUUCAAGUGCCUGGAGGAGAACAACGGUGUGGACAAGCGCAUCACCAGAUUCGUGCUCCCCGUGGGCGCCACCAUUAACAUGGACGGGACCGCCCUCUACGAGGCACUGGCUGCCAUUUUCAUUGCUCAAGUUAACAACUUUGACCUGAACUUUGGACAGAUUAUUACAAUAAGUAUCACAGCCACAGCUGCAAGCAUUGGGGCAGCUGGGAUUCCUCAGGCGGGUCUGGUCACCAUGGUCAUUGUGCUGACAUCUGUGGGCCUGCCCACAGACGACAUCACACUCAUCAUCGCCGUGGACUGGUUUUUGGACCGCCUCCGAACCACCACCAACGUGCUGGGCGACUCCCUCGGAGCGGGGAUUGUUGAGCACUUGUCACGCCACGAACUGAAGAGCCGAGAUGUUGAAAUGGGGAACUCUGUGAUUGAGGAGAAUGAAAUGAAAAAGCCGUAUCAGCUAAUUGCCCAGGACAAUGAACCUGAGAAACCCGUGGCCGACAGUGAGACUAAGAUGUAGCCUGGCCCGGAAGUACUUUCUUGAGCACCAGGUGUUGGAAAACUAUUCCGUGAUGUGUCUCAAACUCAUUGAGCUCACCCCUGCAGUGAGCCCUUCUCUUUCCUCCCUACUCUGCUAGGAUUGGAAAAAAAAAAAUGUCCAAACACAAGGGAGGGCUUUGUAGCAGCCAAAAUGUAUAGGUUUUAGCCCCACAUUUAAGCAUUUUAAAGUAUUUCCUAUCAUACUUACCAGUUAAGUUACUGCAAUCAAGCGCGGCUUUGAUAUUACAAAUUUAGAUGAUCCUAUGCGAUUGUUUCGUAAGUAAAAAGCAUUAAACAAAUGAUAUGUUUAAAAAAAAAACACUUUAAAAUCAACACUCAAAAAUUUAAAACCCUUCAGAACACAACUGAGUUUUAGUCUUAAAACAACAACAUGACGAGCAGUUAUU
Messenger RNA from Acomys russatus (golden spiny mouse), 2321 nucleotides. It is a transcript of the gene Slc1a3, whose product is annotated as solute carrier family 1 member 3. The transcript is spliced from 10 exons. Gene Ontology annotation, molecular function: glutamate:sodium symporter activity; neutral L-amino acid transmembrane transporter activity; L-glutamate transmembrane transporter activity. NCBI's taxonomy places the organism in Eukaryota, Metazoa, Chordata, Mammalia, Rodentia, Muridae. The record is from RefSeq and is a predicted model, not a curated record. Bases 263 to 1894 code for a protein of 543 amino acids. Gene Ontology annotation, biological process: L-aspartate import across plasma membrane; D-aspartate import across plasma membrane; L-glutamate import across plasma membrane. Gene Ontology annotation, cellular component: plasma membrane.